CAUAGAAGGUUUCGCAUACAAAGUGAGUUCUGAAAACAAUUUCUUAGUCUGGAGAAUAUGAAAUUACAAAAAAAAGUGAUAAAAUUAAAACUUAAUCCUUUGACGCAAAAUAUUUGGACGACAGAAUUAUGAUUUAUCAACGAGAACAUAAAAAGGAUAAAGUGCGUGAUAUCCGGAGCGUGGCAGAGCGCGUGAUAAAUAACGCGAUGAAAUCAGCCGAAAAUACAGUCAACAGUGGCAAGAACAUUACAAAAUCCACCACCCUUUGGAGGUUUCAACCAUCAACAAUAGAAAUAGACAAAACAACGCAUAGCACGCCGGCCGCCACAAGGUGGCAUUGGGAGAUCAAGGACUUCAGUUUGGCUCGAAUAGUAGCCCAAAUAAACGACUAUGUUAAUCUGUGGCAACUCUCGAAAGGGAUCAAGUUUUGCAUAAAACACAUUAUGUCCCAUUUCGAUGAAAUUGCUAUUGCUACCACCUCUACCGCUGACGCCUGCGACCCAAAUGUAAUUCCUUGCUGUACCUCUCCAAAGGAUGACGAUGCCGUCCCCAGAGACACUAGUAGACAUACCAUAGAUGUGCUCUUCUCCAAACCAACAAUGGUUUGCCCUAAUCCUCUGGCAGUUGCCAAAGUGCACUUCAUAAUUUAUGCAGUUGCGUUGAAGGAGGACAAGCUGCAACUUCAGCUUCAGCCAAUACAUGAGCAAAGCACCGACACCGGCACCAACCAUCAGAAACAUCCAAACCAUCAACAAGAGGAGAAAGAUUCGCCUUGCACGUUAGUCAGGGUGAAAUAUCAAUUUGAAGGAUUCAAAUCUUGGCACAUGGUUGAUAGUGAUCGCUUCGAUUUUCAAGAUGCAUACAUUCGAUUUAUAUUAAACUCGAAGGCGAGGUUCUUUUUUAAUGGUGUUUUGAAUUAAUGAUGAAACCGAGUGAGUAUCCUUGCGAAUAAGAAGAGGAAGAAUUCCAAAGCCAGCACUACAAAUCUUUAACCUUUUUUCUACUGCUUUUUCUUUUGCUUGUACAUUGAAUGAGUUUACUUAGUAGGAGGCGGAGGUGAAGGCGGGGAUUGCUAGAAGGAUGAGAAAAGUGUCUCAACACACCAUUACCAUCAUCAUCAGUAUCACUAUACUAUAGAACACAUAUGAAUUCGUAAUUCUCCUCUAUUUUUUGUUGCGGAUAGAGUCAAGUAAAGCGCGCGUUUAUUUUUAAUGAAAUAUCCUUGAGAUGAGUUUGUUCUCCCUUGCCUCUUUUCCAUCCCCAUCUCCGACCCCGUCCUCCGUCAUCAUCUUCUACUUCGUCUCAUGCCGUUUGAGUGUAUAAAAUAGAUCCAAUAAAAUUCGAGAGUUUGCAAAGCACGA
This is a messenger RNA of Episyrphus balteatus (marmalade hoverfly), 1361 nucleotides long. RefSeq lists its product as uncharacterized. Lineage: Eukaryota; Metazoa; Arthropoda; Insecta; Diptera; Syrphidae. The record is from RefSeq and is a predicted model, not a curated record. Bases 129 to 920 code for a protein of 263 amino acids. The transcript has a single exon.